AUGUUUAAGAAAAAAAAAGAAAAUAUAAAGAUGUUACAUAUUCAACAAUUAUUAUUAAUACUAACAUUAAUUUUAUCUAUUAAUAGUGAAAGUUUACCUUCAAAAUGUGAAAGUUGUGCUAUUAUUGCAAGAGAAUUUAAGGAUGAAUUAUUUAAAAUCAAGAAUUUACCAAAAACUAUUUCACGUAACAAAGCGGAAGAACUUUUUUUAGAAUUAAAUGAAAUUGUUUGCAAAAAUAUGCUCUCUUAUCGUUUAGAUCCAACUCGUGAUUCUGGAAUUGAUAGAUUUUUUAAAGGAACACCGGAAGCAUUGAAACAAUUAAAAGAAUUACGUGAUAAAGGUGUUAAAAUAACCAUGGAUGUUCCUGAAGACUUAUGGGAUAAACCUGGAAUUGAGUCUUCACUUUUAAAACAACAUUGUGAAAGUCUUUUGGAGGAGUAUGAAGAUAUAAUUGUUGAAACAAUUAUUAAUAAAACAUCUUUUGAAAUAUUUGUCUGCACCAUUGAAAUGAAAUGUCCAAGGUUUUAUAAGAAGGAACUUUAA
Strongyloides ratti is the source of this 543-nucleotide messenger RNA. RefSeq names its product Protein canopy homolog 4. Bases 1 to 543 code for a protein of 180 amino acids. The record is from RefSeq and is a predicted model, not a curated record. NCBI's taxonomy places the organism in Eukaryota, Metazoa, Nematoda, Chromadorea, Rhabditida, Strongyloididae. The transcript has 5 exons.